UACACGUGUGUUGGAGGCCACUCCGCCCAUUUUAAGUGCGCAUGCACCAACUUCACGUUUCUUUCUGUGCCGUCCAUUGAAGCUGCCAAUAUGGCCCGUGGACCCAAGAAACACCUGAAGAGGCCUAAUGCUCCCAAGCAUUGGAUGUUGGAUAAAUUCUCUGGCAGAUAUGCUCCAAGACCAUCACCUGGUCCUCAUAAGCUCCGUGAGUGCAUCCCUUUAAUGGUGUUCUUAAGGAACAGGCUCAAAUAUGCACUGACUGGUGAUGAGGUAAAGAAAAUUGUUAAACAACGUCUUAUCAAGGUUGAUGGUAAAGUACGUACUGAUACAACCUUCCCUGCUGGGCUAAUGGAUGUUGUUACCAUUGAGAAGACCAGUGAACAGUUUAGAUUGCUUUAUGAUGUUAAAGGACGAUUCUGUGUUCAUCGUAUUACACCUGAAGAAGCAAAGUACAAGUUGGGUAAGGUCAAGAGAGCCCAGCUGGGUCCUAAGGGAAUCCCUUACCUAGUCACACACGAUGGUCGUACCAUUCGUUAUCCUGAUCCACUAAUCAAAGUCAACGAUACUGUCCGUAUUGACAUUGCAACCGGAAAAAUCACCGACUUUGUAAAGUUUGAUGUCGGGAAUCUUGUUAUGGUCGUGGGUGGGCGUAACUUGGGACGUGUGGGCGUCAUCACUAACAGGGAGAGGCAUCACGGGUCCUUUGAUAUCAUUCACAUAAAGGAUGCCAAAGGGAAUACAUUUGCUACUCGUCAGACUAAUGUGUUUGUUAUAGGAAAGAAUAACAAGGCACUCAUCUCUCUACCAAAAGCUAAGGGAAUACGGUUGACUAUUGCAGAGGAGAGGGACCGUCGCCUUCAAGCUAAAGGCAUUUUAUGAAUACUCUCUCCCUCACUACUAACUGCAGUAUUAAUAAUGAAUAAUAUUAUAUUGGCAUUAGUAUUGAAGUGCUUGCAUUUAUGUAUAUUAUGUUGGUGUGGCACUGGUGGUUUAUUUGAGUUAUUAUUAAUCGAAUUUUGAUAUUAAAUUGAUUGAUUCAGUAUUUAAAAAGAUCUGCUGCAUUAUAA
Messenger RNA from Amphimedon queenslandica, 1067 nucleotides. RefSeq names its product 40S ribosomal protein S4, X isoform-like. The transcript has 5 exons. The record is from RefSeq and is a predicted model, not a curated record. Gene Ontology annotation, cellular component: ribosome; cytosolic small ribosomal subunit. Gene Ontology annotation, biological process: translation. Gene Ontology annotation, molecular function: structural constituent of ribosome; RNA binding. Bases 91 to 879 code for a protein of 262 amino acids. NCBI's taxonomy places the organism in Eukaryota, Metazoa, Porifera, Demospongiae, Haplosclerida, Niphatidae.